AAUAUUUUUCUCCUCUGCCACAUCAUUACUCCCUACUCGCUUUGCCCUUCUUCCUCCAUCUUCUCUCUUCCAAUCCGAUCUGAUACUCAUAUAUCGAUUCCAUCUCGAACGAUGUCUGCCUCGUCGGAAUUGGAAGAAGCGUGAUUCUCGUUCUCCUCUGCGGCGCAGUUUGCUACCCUUCACAUCAUAGAAGAUGAUGGUCUCUCCGGCGACGGCGACGCCGCAAUCGCAGAAGCAGCAGCUGCCGGGACCCCUUCAGACUCAGACGUCGGAUAAUGACCGGAGUGGCAUCGAGCUUAGGGCCAUGGACUGCAAUCUCGCCUCCCUUUGUGACCACAUUCAGAUGGAGGGUUUUAACUCCGGUGCAUUCUCCGACGUUAUGGUCCAGACCAUGGGUUCUAACUAUCUCCUCCAUCGCCUCAUCCUCUCCCGAAGCUCCUACUUCAGGAACAUGCUUCAUGGUCCAUGGAAGGAGGCAGCUGCUCCAAAAUUGAUCUUGCAAAUAGAUGAUCCUAAUGUUAACUCUGAGGCAAUUAAUAUUGCCUUGGCAUACUUAUAUGGGCACCACCCAAAGCUUAAUGACGAUAAUGCAUUCAGAGUUCUUGCAGCAGCUUCUUUUCUUGACCUUCAGGAUUUGUGUGCAAUCUGUACUGAUUUCAUUAUUUCUGAGCUGUGGACCUCAAACUUUUUGACGUAUCAGGUUUUUGCUGAGAGUCAAGAUUAUGGUAUACAUGGAGAACGUGUCAGAAAUGCAUGUUGGGGGUAUCUUUGUCGAAGUGGGACGAUGGAAUUGAGAGAGGUGCUCCCAAAACUUUCUUCUCAAACUUUACUUGCUCUGCUUACAUCCGAUGAACUAUGGGUGCCUAAUGAGGAGAAAAGGUUUGAACUAGCUUUGUUCGCAUUACUCGCAAAAGGCGCUCUCUCUGAAGCAGACAGUUCUGAACAAGGAAUUCCAGAUUCCGAACUUAAAAUAAACCCCACCGCAUGUUCUUUGCUGAACGAGAAUAUUUUAACUUGUAACAUCCCUGGUCAACAUCUCAUAGAGUUGGGAACAAAACAAAUGAGCAUACAUGAUGGCUCAGAUGGAGGUAAAGCUACUCAAAAUAAUGUGGUUGGGAUUUCAGAUUGCCAUGUUGAUGCUCCUUAUUCUAAGCCUCUGCAACUGCAACAAGCCAUGGUUUCUCAGCCAUGGCUUGAUCCUAGAUAUUCCAUCAACAUGCAGCAAUCAUCUUCUUUGAACUCUACCUCCGACCCUAACUUAAAUAGACAAUCUCGUUCCUACGUCGAAAUUCGAAAUUGCAACGAAGCGAACAAAAUGUAUAGCAGUCAGUUAGCCAUGGAAGGGCCUUCAGGAGAAAGUUCUUGCUACCAAAUAAAUAGUAAUAUCUGGUCUUCUGUUGAUCAUCAAAAUAAAUUCUCUGCUACCUCUUCUACUAAUGUAGCAAGUUCCAAUGAUUGGGGAAGAUGCAAUUCGCCUUGUUUGUGGGGUGGUAGGACAGUAGGUAGAAGACAAGUUAAGAGUUCCAAAGGUAAUUGUGGUGUUCGCCGAGAAGAUUAUGAUGCAUUUCAUAAUAUAUUCGAAGGAGGUUCAAUUUUAUAUUGCAGUAUGUCCUUCGAGGCACUGUUGAGUGUUCGAAAACAACUGGAGGAAUUAGGAUUUCCUUGCAGAGCUGUGAACGAUGGCCUUUGGCUCCAAAUGCUUCUUUGCAAAAGGGUGCAAGAGAUAGCAGCCGAUAAUGGCAAAAAUUGCUGUUUUGCAGAAAUUUUUUGUUCUUGUAGACAGCCUUGUGAAUAUUCUCAUGGAGGUAGUGCUACUGGUUACUGUAAGCAAGGCCAUGAUAGGGGCAAUUCUUCUGGAUGUAUGGGGAAUGUCCACAUGGCAGAGUCUCAAGCUGAAAGCCAUGGCACGUCUGGUCCUGUACGCGUCCAUGUACGGGGUUCCAUUGAUGGCCUCGCUGGCAUAGGGAGAGGAGCAACAUACCCCUCUGGAUCAGCUUGGCCUCCCACCCGCUAUGUAUUUUCGCGUGUUCCUUUUGGACUAGGAAACAGGAAUUGUCAGCAGUCUUUAGCCAAUGAUGAUUCAGAACCUCGAGUUGAUUUUAAUGGUGAUUUAUCAGGGGAUGGCUUGACUGCCCUUGUUAGUCUUAGCCAAGGCAGUAAUUCUGUUAAUGUACAGACUGAACAGACUGAAAGAGUUUAUGAAGAAGAUUUGCAGGGCAGAUUUGCUGGAAAUGCUCGCUUAAGUUCCAAUGCACUCCCAGUUCAGAUUUUAGGAUCAGAUGGGAUAGAUUGUGAAACUACGGAUGGGUCUAUAUCGCUGGAUCAUAAGACACCGCUCCGCGACUUUCCUUCGUUCCGCUUUGGGGUGGAGUUUGAAGAUGUCCAUAGGCUUGCUGAUGGUCAGGUGAAGCAUUCUCCAGAAGUAUUCUAUGCUGGAUCACUGUGGAAGGUCAGCGUCCAGGCUUUCAGCGAUGAGGAUCCUCAAGGACGGCGUACUUUAGGAUUAUUUCUCCAUCGGCGGAAAGCAGAGGUGGCAGAUUCUCUCAGAAAGGUUCAUAUGUUUGUUGACCCCCGCGAAAAGGUGACUGCUCGCUAUCAGUUGAUUUGUCCAUCAAAGAGAAAAGUAAUGGCAUUUGAGAGCUCCAAGCAGGCAGGAACAUUGCUCCCCAAAGCUCCCAAAGGUUGGGGCUGGAGAACCGCACUGCUGUUUGAUGAACUCGGCGAUCUGCUUCAGCAUGGAGCUUUGAGAGUUUCUGCUGUUGUGCAGCUUGUUUGAUGCCUGAUGAGAAGACAUCUCAGACCUGCUGCAACUUCUUCUGAUUGAAUAAAAAGGUAUUUUUUUGGUGUGAACUUGUACGUUUUUAGCUAUAGCUUAUGUUGAUAUUUUGUAAAGUCUUAUAAUUCUGUGAUUGAGGAAAUAAACCAAAAUAAUGUGUUCUGAAUUAUUUAUUCUAUUAUUUUCUUGUUGUUUGAG
Molecule: messenger RNA, 2974 nt
Organism: Phalaenopsis equestris
Lineage: Eukaryota; Viridiplantae; Streptophyta; Magnoliopsida; Asparagales; Orchidaceae
Exons: 13
Coding region: 194-2776 (860 amino acids)
Molecular function (GO): protein binding
Source: RefSeq, a predicted model, not a curated record